CAUGUGCUGUUUGUUGUUCCCUCUGUGGACCGAUACUUGCCUCCCGCGAUGCCGGAGCCAGCUAAAGCUGCACCGAAGAAAGGCUCGAAGAAGGCGGUGACCAAAACAGCGGGGAAAGGGGGCAAGAAACGCAAGAAGACCCGCAAGGAGAGCUACGCCAUCUACGUGUACAAAGUCCUGAAGCAGGUUCACCCUGACACGGGCAUCUCCUCCAAGGCCAUGAGCAUCAUGAACUCUUUCGUCAAUGACAUUUUCGAGCGGAUCGCCGGAGAGUCGUCCCGCCUGGCUCACUACAACAAGCGCUCCACUAUCACGUCCAGAGAGAUCCAGACCGCCGUGCGCCUCCUACUGCCCGGAGAGCUGGCCAAGCACGCCGUGUCCGAGGGCACCAAAGCAGUGACAAAAUACACCAGCUCCAAGUGAGAACGCCACAGUGAAAGACCCAACACUUUCCCCAAACGGCUCUUUUAAGAGUCGCCCACGGCGCAUACGAGAGCACGCCUUCUCUCUACUGCCUCGCGGUGCGUUACAGAACAGAGGAGCGGCGAGCUGGUAGCAGUAUUAGCGCUGUGUGGGAGUCGAUUCGAAGUUGUUUUCUGAACAAAUAUAAUAAACCGUAGAAAACAAUAAAAUAACUACGAAUAUAAAAAUC
This is a messenger RNA of Pygocentrus nattereri (red-bellied piranha), 652 nucleotides long. Its product is annotated as histone H2B 1/2. The record is from RefSeq and is a predicted model, not a curated record. The transcript has a single exon. Gene Ontology annotation, cellular component: nucleosome. Bases 49 to 423 code for a protein of 124 amino acids. Lineage: Eukaryota; Metazoa; Chordata; Actinopteri; Characiformes; Serrasalmidae. Gene Ontology annotation, molecular function: DNA binding; protein heterodimerization activity; structural constituent of chromatin.